AGCGAGGACACGAUGGAGAAGACGAUCUCCCAAUCCUUCGAGCAUUUUAUUGCUCUGCACCCCCAAGCACCAGAAUACAUCUCCCUCUUCAUCGACGACAACCUCAAGCGUGGGCUCAAGGGCAAGACUGAGACGGAGGUGGAGACGGUGCUGGAUAGAACAAUCACGUUGUUCAGGUACUUGAAGGACAAGGAUGUAUUCGAGAAAUACUAUAAGGGCCACCUGGCGAAACGACUUCUGUGGGGAAGAACAGUGAGCGACGACGCUGAGCGCGGAAUGAUUGCGAAGAUGAAGAUGGAAAUGGGAUACAACUUCACGAACAAGUUGGAAGGAAUGUUCAAGGACAUGAGGUUGUCUGCAGAGGUAGUGGACGAGUACAAGAAGCACAUGGAAGGACAGGAGAGGGCGAUUGAGAUGACUCCACAGAUCUUGACGUCAACGCACUGGCCACCGGUGGUAGCACGGGAGACUCAGGACACCUGCAUUUACCCACCAGAGGUCGAAAAGGCACGCCUAUCCUUCCAAGCAUUCUACCUUUCUCGUCACAACGGGCGUAAGCUUGCAUGGUGUCCACACCUUGGUACUGCGGAUAUCCGAGCGGUGUUUACGAACAAGAGACACGAGUUGAACGUGUCUACUUACGCCAUGGUGAUUUUGCUGCAGUUCAACAAUGUGCCACAGUCAGGAAGUCUCUCCUUCCAGGACAUCCAGCAAGCGACGUCUAUCUCCGCCGGCGAGCUUGUCCGUAAUCUGCAAUCACUGGCAUGCGCAAAGUACAAGAUCCUGACAAAGGAACCAAAGGGAAGGAACGUUUCUCCUACCGACCGUUUCUUCUUCAACGAGUCCUUCUCGGCCCCAAUGACCCGCAUCAAGGUCCCAACGAUCGCAGCCUCCAACAAAGUUGAAAACGACGCCGAGCGCCGCGAAACAAUGAAAAAGCUCGACGACGAACGCAAACACGAAGUGGAAGCUGCCAUUGUGCGAAUUAUGAAGUCCCGUAAAACGAUGGACCACAACAACCUCGUCGCCGAGGUCACAAAACAACUGAGUACGCGAUUCAGUCCUAGUCCGAACAUGAUCAAACAGCGUAUCGAGGGAUUGAUUGAGCGGGAUUAUUUGGAGCGGAAGGAAGGUGACCAUAGGGUUUAUAAUUAUCUUGCUUGAGCUUGAGCGGGUUCUUUGGCGUGGCAUGAUUAAUUAGGUUUUCACUGGCAUGAUAUGGUGUUUCGAGCGUUUCUUUUGGAAAUUGUUUGGCGGAUUGGGUUGGGUUCAUGAAAUACGCGUGAUGCAAUACAUCUCAUAUUAGGGUGGCCAUCUAUCGGGUAUCAACAGUGUAACAUGGUGU
Saitoella complicata NRRL Y-17804 is the source of this 1345-nucleotide messenger RNA. RefSeq names its product Cullin-domain-containing protein. Bases 13 to 1164 code for a protein of 383 amino acids. Gene Ontology annotation, molecular function: ubiquitin protein ligase binding. Gene Ontology annotation, cellular component: Cul3-RING ubiquitin ligase complex. NCBI's taxonomy places the organism in Eukaryota, Fungi, Ascomycota, Saitoellomycetes, Saitoellales, Saitoellaceae. The transcript has a single exon. Gene Ontology annotation, biological process: protein ubiquitination; ubiquitin-dependent protein catabolic process. The record is from RefSeq and is a predicted model, not a curated record.